ACAUUGCUUGAUUUUACGGUUUCCUUCGUCCGGAGCUAUUGCCAGCCACGCUGCCAGUGCAGCGCCCGUGGAAGAUGGCCAUUUCAGGCUCGGCGAAGCCUUUCUUCGAUGCCCUGGCCACACUGGAAGUCCAAUACGAAUCUCUGCUGGCCGAGAACCGCCAGUUGCGCACAGCUUUGUGUGAGUCGGAGAACAUUGGGAGGGUAGCUCCCCGAGAUACAGAUGGUGCAGCAGAAGAUGCUGCGCUGCACGCAUUGCAGGUUGACGAAGAUCUGGUUCCUGGCAAUGCCGACUCGUUGCGCCCGAGGCUGCUGUACACAGAGGGCUGCCACGGGGCAGCUGCAGCGGUUGCCGGGGCGAGGAACGCAAGGCGGUCGAACUCACCUCAGACGUUGGUGAGGACAUCAGUAUCUUCAUCGACACCCCGCCGAAAAUCUGCGGCGGGGCCGGGGCCAGCCGACCGCCUGCGGCAUUCCUUCUUCGAGAAUCAGGAAAUGGUCAGAGCCAGCAUUCGGCACAUCUUGGAUCGAAAAGUGGGGGAAUCCCGGUAUAAAGACCACGGCACGUGCGCUGCGAUUGCGAAGCAUCCGUUUUUCCAAACCAUGGAGGCGGCCGUCCUUUGCGUGUACAUGGUGUGGAUGGGCAUUGAUGCAGACAACAACACAGCCUUGCUCCUCACAGAGGCGCCAACCAUUUUCUUUGUGGCUGACCAGUUGUUUUGCCUCUACUUCUUCAUAGAGCUGAUGAUCCGUGCUAUUGCCCAUCAGGGCUGUUGCAGCCGCAUCCGGGAUGGCUGGUUUGUUAUGGACUCGAUCCUGGUGUCUUUGACGAUCUUCGAUACUUGGGUGAUGACUGCCAUCGCUUUGGCCACACCCCCUGAACAGACCACUGCAACCAUUGUGCGCAAUUCUGAGCUCCUUCGGCUGGCCAGGAUCGUCCGUCUCACGCGAAUCUGCCGGAUGGCAAAGCUUGUGAGGCUUUUCCCCGAGCUGCAGAUCCUCAUCAAAGCCAUGCUGGCUGCCUUCCGCUCCGUCUUUUUCACGCUGGUGCUUCUUGCCCUUUCGCACUACGUGGUUGCCAUCGCCUACUGCGUCACAUUGAGCGAGACACAAGUUGGAGUUGCUUCUUUCUCUUCGGUUACAGCAGCCAUGCAGACAAUAUUCAUUCACUGCACCCUGCUGGAUGAAGUGAUGAGCCUCGUUAUUGUUUUGGAUGACGAGCAGCUGUACGUGCACCUCGCAUUGCUGUACGGGGUGAUGUUUUUGAAUGCUAUCACAUUGACAAAUAUCCUCAUUGGCAUCGUCGUGGAGGUCAUCAGCUCGGUUGCUAUGGCAGAGAGGGAGUGCAUCAACGUGAGCAACGUCCAGGACGUCUUGCAGAGCUUUCUUCUCUUUGAUGAGAAGGGGGAGAUGCCCAAGUCUGAGUUGCUCACGUCGCUGGCGAGCCCAUCGGCCUGCGCGUUGGAACAGCUUGGAAUAGAUCGCCCCGUACUCAUCGAGUCCCUCAACCAGGACAUGGACAACUCGCCGGUGCACUUCGAAAACUUCCUGGAGCUGGUGCUGCAGUCCAGAGGCAGCAACGCAGCCACUGUGAAGGACGUGAUGGAACUUCGGAAGCGCAUAGCUCGCACCCAGGAGGCAGUGCUGGACAAGAUCGAGCAGGUGUGCAAAGGGGGGGCACAAUCUCCUCUCGUAUCUGUAUCUGGACGAGGCUCGCAAGCAUCCAUCUGCGCAGGGGAGGCGAGCGCAGAGCAAAUCUACCUGUCUGAGGAAUGGACAAGCGGCGACUCGACGAGCGUCAGGCUGUGAACCAGGAGCCACGUGAGGGUUGUUCUUGCGGAGAACGUCCCAAGCGCGCAAACGGCAGCCCCAAUGUGGGUGUGUGCCCGCUGUGCCCUUGGGAUGGGACACUUUAUCCACUGUUCGUGGUGGCUCCCAGCCGUCCGGUUCCUUAGC
This is a messenger RNA of Effrenium voratum, 1955 nucleotides long. NCBI's taxonomy places the organism in Eukaryota, Dinophyceae, Suessiales, Symbiodiniaceae. The record is from the annotation of a GenBank genome assembly.